Messenger RNA from Paramuricea clavata, 420 nucleotides. Lineage: Eukaryota; Metazoa; Cnidaria; Anthozoa; Malacalcyonacea; Plexauridae. The record is from the annotation of a GenBank genome assembly.
AUGUCGACAUUCCGAUUACCUACAUUAAAAUAUGAAAAUGGAGAAAACAGCGAUGAAAGUCCGUCGCAAAAUUUGGAGAAUGGCCAUUCGAAGUCAAAAGAGCAAGAAUAUUUUUUGAAAACAAGGAACGAUUCAGAAGUAUCCUUUGCGGAACAAGAAACGACAGAUUCGUGCGAAGACGAACCGAUGUUAGAAGCUUUGGAUAAUUUAUCAGACCAUGAAUUAGACGAACUUUUGGGCAAAGCUUUGGCGCUGAAUAAAAGAUUAAAACAACAUUUAAAAGAUGAGAGUUUGUCAGGCGGAGUGAAAGCGCAAGAAAAGGGGACUUUAGAUAUGUCGAGGACAAGAAAUACUGUAGUUUUGCCGCCCAUUGUUAAGAAUGAUAGUGCAAUGUCUACAAGACUUAGGACAAACAGAUAA